GCCAGGCCUGGCUGGCUGGCUGGAAAGGCUCCUCCAGCUCAGUGUGUGUUGUAAGUGGUGUGGUGACGGAUGGAUCUUUGCCGCCGUUGGUUGUGUAGGUGAUGAAGGCCCGCGGAAUGACGACCACAACGAGGCCUACUAUGGCUCCCUUUUCAGUAGGCCUACGUUGUGAUGGUGCAUCACCACCAUCGCUUCGGCUAAUGUUGGUGAUGACGAUGUUCCUAGCUGUGAUAUUCUACCCCCAAGGUAUGGUGGCUCAGGGGGUAGACCGUGUUGGUGCUGGUGGGUUAACAGCUAAUGCUCGAUCACUGAGUACAGGCCUGCUAAAUGCUUUUGUGAGUGCCACCCAGUUAGAAGGCUCACCAUCCCAAGCUGCUGAAUCGCAAACACCAGCAACAGUACCACCUACAAGAUUUAGAUUUGAAAAACCUAAGAGCCGAACUUCCUCACGCAUCACUUAUAUUCCACAGGAUCGAGUGGAGCGUCGUAGAAAGCCACUGUUACCCUUCCCUGGUGCUUCUUUUACCUCUGCAACAACUUCACAACCAAAAAUUACUGCUCCUGCAAAAGCAGAAGCCACUUCAAACUUCCGAUUCACGACACCAACACCUACAAAUUCUAAACCAUCAAUAGACAAUACAUUUUCUGAUGGUAAUUAUGAUGAUUACUAUUACUAUGAUUACUACUAUGAUGACUACGAUAAUGAAACAAAUGGUCAGGAUAAAGCCCUUAGUAAUCUUGGACCUUUGGAUCCCCCAACUCAUUUUACCCGCUCAACAGAACCUAGUACUCGAGCCACUGAGGCUGGCACACAGAGGCCCUUCAGAUUUUCUGCAGGGGACCAAACCACCAGACGGCCCACUUUACCAAGUAGGAGAGAUCGCCCUACCCCAAGUAGUGGCUCUGGCUCUUCUGGUCGUUACUCAUUAUCUGAACUUAUAGCUAAUUUGAAAGAUCAAGUUCAGUCAGAUCCAGAACCCCCACUUACCAACAGCUUGUCAAAUACCAGUAAUAAUGAUCGGGAUGCUCGUGUCUUCUUUGAAACUACACCAACUAAGACUGUUAACACCAAUAAAGAGGUUACCGAUAAUGAUUUUGAGGUACGUGUCACGAAUUCAACAGAAAGUUCUGUAGUAGUUGCCUCUGUUCAAACUUCUCACAGUGUAAGUGUUAGUGAAGGUUUUGGUCCAACAACUAAGCUGCCUCCUUUUGCUGCAUUUACAACUACAACACCACAAACUACUACAGUGGAAUCCCUAGAAACCACAACCCGACGUUCAUUGUCUGAUAUCCAUGAAACUGUGGAUGCAUCCCCAGCACUAAUUAGUGGCACUUCAUCACCUAACCCUCCAAGGCAACACAAGCGUUUGGAAGAUCUUUUCCCUAACUUUAACGAUGACUUCACAAACCCAGAAAAAGAUGAGAAACUUGGCUUACUUGUAACAACAACAAGUGAAGUUCCACCAAAGCCUCGUGUAGAAACUCUUUUCAAUAUUGAAAUUAAUACGAAAAAUCAAACUGUAACAGCUACUGAUGUGAAAUUAGAUAGCCUGUUUGAUGAUACCGCCUCAGUUAAUAUUGCAGAUUUCCUUCCAUCUGGCUACAAUGAGACAGAAGAUAUUAAAGAUGAAACAACAACUACAUCAUCUACAAGUACUUCUACAACUACCACUACCACCCCUACCACUACAUCAUUAUCAUCUUCAACCUCAACAGUUCCAAAAUUAGAAACUGAGAAUCUGUUUGAAAGUUCUCUUAGUUCUGAUAUAUCCUCAUUCGUUCCUCAAGACUAUAAACCAACUGAAGAAUCACUUGUGGAGCCUCCUGAAGCUAGUGAGGAUGAAUCUGCUGCAACAUCAUCAUCGUCAACAACAACAAGUACUUCUACAACUACCACUACCACAACAACUACUGCUACUACCACCACAACUGCCUCUACUACUGAAGCAUCUGCAUCAGAAACCCCCAAAGAUAGCGUACUAGAUUCCAUACCUCUUGUUGACGUAUCAUCUUUCUUGCCUCCAGGUUUUAAACCUUCUGAAGACACUGAACCUUCAGAAGAGCCCACAGUGGAUACUUCUGUCUCCUCUGUGGAACCGGUUGGUCCUCCAGUUCCAGAGAAGAAUCUGCCAAUUGUGAAAACAGUUGACAUUUCAGCUUUCCUACCACCUGGAUAUAAACCUUCACCAGAUCCUCCUGCAGAGACCACCACUAAGAAGGUUCCUGUCAUACAGACUGUAGACCUAUCUGCAUUCUUGCCCCCUGGGUACAAUCUAACUGAAGUACCUUCUGAAGGAACUACAAAAGAGACUUCUGAUGUUCCAUUAGUUGAUGUUUCAGAUUUCCUUCCUCCAGGUUAUAAGCCAUCUGAGGAGCCUUCUGUUGAUACAACAACUGUAAAAAUCCCUGUUGUUAAAACAUUAGAUGUGUCAGACUUUCUUCCACCUGGUUAUAAUCCUGACAAAGUGCCUGAUGAUGGAGAAGCAUCAUCGUCAUCUACCACAUCGACUACAACUGAGGCAACAACCACAACAACAGACAGUGCACCAAAGGGUAUCGUUUUUCCACGAAGACCAGGUGGCCGACCUUCGUAUUUAACAACGCCCAAAUCUUCUCCACAAACACCUUCUGGACCUGCACCAUUAAAACCCACUUUCAAGAACAUCUGGGAUUCUGUUCGAUCAACAACAGAGUUUACAGGCUGGAAAAUAACUACAGAAGCUGCACCAGUUAGACCAGCUCCAAAGAAUGGAGGAAGUGGGGAUUCGACAACUACAUCAACAACUACUUCUACCACCACCACAACCACUACAACAACCACCACUACAACUGCAAGUCCCAGGUCCACUACACCAGGUGUUUGUGGACCCAAGUGUCGCUUAACAGCAACACUUAGAAUUAUUGAUGGCACAGAGUGGCGUCCAGAGUUGGCCAACAGAGAUACAAUUGAAUGGCAGGAGUUAGCUAAUACAGUGACAAUAGAGCUCGAUUCACUGUAUCGUCGCAGCGAACUUGGACCCUACUAUGAUCGGGUUGAAAUUGAUUCUUUUAACCCAGGAUCUGUGUUAGUGGAUUACAUUCUCCAUCUUACUGAUUUGGCAGAAGCUGUAGAUACUUCAGACUUGAAGGAUAUACUUAAUAAAGAAAUGGCUGAUAACGAAAACUUUUUCCUUGGAAAUUAUACUCUUGAUCCUAAAUCAACAGAUUUCAUUGUUAUGCAAGAAAAACAACAAAUAAAGGAGAAUACUGACAGUGGAUACCUCAUCCCUCAGUGGUUAAUUGCAGUCAUUGUCAUUGGACUGGCAUCUCUUCUAUUCAUAUUGAUAUUUGGAAUCACUGUGUAUGUGAAUCGUACCUGUACUACUGUGAAACCAGCCAACAUCCCCUUAACUGAAGACAUCCUCAACGAGUGUGAUCUUGUAAACCGUGCACGUGUGAAGAAGAGGCAUGAUGUUCCCUUGACUGCUGAAAUGCUCAAUGAAUUGAAUAAAGCUCAUCAUAUGGGUGGUGUUGAUAACUAUGCCAUGGAUGGUCUUUACGACAUGGAAGAUAUUUGGAAUGAAAAGGUUGACAGAAGAGCAAUGAAGCCACCAUCCAGCAAAGGAAGAGGUUACAACCCAAAUUACAAUAUCAACAUAUAUGAUUCAUGGCGUACUGACUGGUCUGGCCCUUAUGGUUCUUCUGCAACUUAUGCCAAACGACGUCCAGAUACAAACUUCUGACAUGAGGAUUCUCAAGAGGAAGACAUUGAAGACUUUUAGAUUGGGGCUGCAUCUUGAUUCCGAGAAGCACAGUGAUGCCAUUGAAAUACACUCUAAUCCUCAACUGACUUCUGUGAAAAAAAAAAUCUGUCAGACUAUCUUUUAUUGAGACCAAAGACUAUUUGAUGGCCUCACCCAAGAUGUUUCUUGGAAUUGACGUUAAGCUCAGCAGUAUAAUGUUGAGUAAUGCCCCUAUGUAGAGCCAGCACUACCCUCAUGCCUCCACUUCAGGAAACAUUUUUAUACAACUGUUAAGUUUAUCAAAGUCUAUCGUUUUGAUGACUUAGGGAAGUGUUGCACUCUAUAUAAGCUAAUAGUCUUCAGUAUAAUUGUGUUCAUCACCACUACUUCCUUCAGUUAACUUUCUUCCAACUUGUCUUAAUGCUUAAGUGCUAAAACCCUUCCUACCUCCCAUUCUCGCUUCCUGGUCUACACUCAUAGUACUAUGUGCAAAACUUGAUACAUUUAUCAAUUCAUGCUAAUAGUAUUCUUGACUUGAAAGUAAUUUCAGAUGCCUUUAAUGAUGGUGAACAGAGUUAUGUCUCCUUUUGGGAAUAAUACUGUACUAUCUCAUCUUGAGUAUUUAAAAUUUGGAAACAAACUAAAAUAUGAAAAUCAAGAACUGUUAUUUCAAUUCUCAGUGAAUUUUAAUAUAAUUGUUUAUAUAUUUUUGAAGAUACUGUAGAGCUUUUAGGAAUAUCUUUAGGCCCUGACCAUUGUGUGCCAGACUCCAAACUUCGCACAAACUUAGUUGUCCAUGAAACGAACCAUCAAAGAACUGUGAUAUCUAUUAUAAGUACAGUAUUUGAAUUUGGUGUCCCCUAAUUUUAUUUUGAAUUUAAUUUUGAGUAACUAUCAUACAGUAUCAAUACACACUAGAUAUUUAAAGCAAGAAGGUGCACUGAGCAAAAAGCAUUUUGGGAGUUUUUACCUGUCGAGCUCAACACAGAAUGGUCAGCAAUAAAUCAGAAGAAUCACCACUGAUAAGUGUUGAAUGUUCAACAAAUAUAUUUUGUUGUGUUAUAUAUGUAUGAUUUCGUGCUGUAAUUUUAGUGAAUUUGAGGCAUACAUAUUGCUUGCAAAGCAGAUAUAGAUUUGGUAUUCUCAUAGUUCAUAGAUAUCUCUUUAUGUAUAGAUUACUAAUAAUAUUUAUACCAUGUACAUUUUUUUCAUUUUAGUGGCAUUCACUCUAUUCAUAUGAAUGAAAGAUAGUGUGAUUAUGUAUGUAUGGGAAACUAGCAAAUCCUCCUCAGUGAUAAUAUAUUGUAACUCGGACACCAGUAUUUAAUGCUACUUUUCAGUUUCUUUGCCAGAGCAAUUAUGUUACAAAUGCGUAAAAAUAUUUCACUUUAGAUUUUCAAAAAAUUCUUGGUGCUUGCACAGUACAGUAUAUAUUAAGGUAUUUUACUAAAAAUUAUUCUUCCUGUAAGUAAAAAAAAAAAAAUAUAUAUAUAUAUAUAUAUAUAUAUACAGGCAGGCCCCGGUUAUCAGCGGAGGUUCUGUUCUCAGCAGGAUGCUGAUAAGCGAAAACCACCAUUAACCGAAACUCGGCAAUUAAUAGUGCCAAGUUUCGGUUAAUGGCGCCACAAAUCGCUGAUUUUAUGGUGCUAGAUAAGCACCAUAAAAUUGGAUUGCCAUUAACCGAGACCGCUGAUAACUGGGGACUGCCUGUAUAAGAGUAAACAUUGUAAUUAAAGAAAAUUUAAUUGUACAUUUAGGAUAUGUUUUACAUUGUCUAAGGUGUUUAGUUUCCUUUUUUCAAAGUGUGAGAGGUAAGUGUGCAAAGUCUAGUCUGGAUGGAUGUGUGAAUGCUCCAUUUUACAUGUCAGAUUCUGUAGAAUCUUAAGUGUUAAGCUAAUAAAAAAAAUUUAUAACCUGCUAGGUGUGACUUUUGAUAUUCAAAAUAGUUAUUUUUUUUUAUAUUGUUUUACAACUUUCAUAAAACUGAUGCCUAUUUAAGGCUGAUUGUGCUAAUUGUCAUACUUUUUUUUAUAUUACUAUUAUACAGAACUGACAGUGUUUGUACAUUUGUAAAAUAGCUGAUUUUACACUCCAUGCUGCCUUCCCUAAGGGCAGGUUGCAUCAAAGGGGCCAAGGUUUCUUAAUAAAUACACUUUGAUGAAAA
Macrobrachium nipponense is the source of this 5886-nucleotide messenger RNA. Its product is annotated as mucin-2-like. NCBI's taxonomy places the organism in Eukaryota, Metazoa, Arthropoda, Malacostraca, Decapoda, Palaemonidae. The record is from RefSeq and is a predicted model, not a curated record. The coding region runs from base 102 to 3722 and encodes 1206 amino acids. The transcript is spliced from 11 exons.